GCUGUUCCAGUGAGUGACCCCCACACCCCCACUUGCCCGUGGAGACAUCCUGGGGACAAAUCCGACCCUGGGAUGACACUGCUGGUGCCCCUAGGCCCUGCCAGCCCCAUGGCAGAGGAGACGGAGGAGGUGACGGGGCUGGAGGUGCUUGAGGAGGCUGUUGGGGCCAGCGACACACAGACACUCAGUGUCCCCAGCGCGCCGGGCGCCAGCACCCCCACCUACAUCAUGGUCCCCUGGCUCCGGACCUUCCAGGAAGCACAGGUGGGAUGGAGUGGGUUGGGUGGGGGGUCAGGGUGGGGGGCUCUGGUCCCCCCUGUGACAGCCACAUCCCUGCAGAGUUUCUGUUCCUGGAGAUACCGUGGGAAAUUGGCCUCGGUCCACAGUGCCAGAACCAACGCCUUCCUGCUGCGCCUGGUGCACCGGCUCAGCAACGCAGCCCUGGUCUGGAUCGGUGCCGUCAGCGACCCCGCCAAUCGGAGACCGCGCUGCCACUGGACCGACCGGAGCCCCUGGGACUUCAGCCACUGGUUGCCCGGGCACCCCCUGCCUGGCCGCCACUUCUGCACUGGCCUCUGCGUCAACAGUCAAUGCACGCUGGAGGAGUGUGAGAUGCAAGAGGCGGCUGCCCUUCAUCUGUGA
Neopelma chrysocephalum (saffron-crested tyrant-manakin) is the source of this 642-nucleotide messenger RNA. RefSeq names its product eosinophil granule major basic protein 1-like. The record is from RefSeq and is a predicted model, not a curated record. NCBI's taxonomy places the organism in Eukaryota, Metazoa, Chordata, Aves, Passeriformes, Pipridae. The transcript has 3 exons. The coding region runs from base 73 to 642 and encodes 189 amino acids.